This is a messenger RNA of Capsella rubella, 1500 nucleotides long. RefSeq names its product protein JINGUBANG. The record is from RefSeq and is a predicted model, not a curated record. The transcript has a single exon. Bases 69 to 1334 code for a protein of 421 amino acids. Gene Ontology annotation, molecular function: protein binding. NCBI's taxonomy places the organism in Eukaryota, Viridiplantae, Streptophyta, Magnoliopsida, Brassicales, Brassicaceae.
AUACACUCAUCAUUCAUUCCCUAUAUAGCUAUAUUUAGCUACAAGGACAACAUUCACAGGGUUCACUUAUGAAGAUUAUUUUAGUAAUGAAAAAAGUGGAAAAAACAAAACGAAAUUACAACUUUAAACGUGUCAUACUCUCGUUGCUUAGCUACCUUCUUUAUAAUGCAAACUACUCUCAAACUCUUUACACUAUCUCUGGAUUGUUUUUGGCUUUCUCUAAAACUUCUAAAGAAACUAACCAAACGAUCUUGAUCUUUACGACCAAAAUGCCACGAUCUGACCUAACCCGUGGAUAUUCCGAUGGAGACAGCUUGGUCGGAGAGAUUGUAAGAGAAGAAGGACACAUUUACUCGUUAGCUGCCACUAAUGAUCUUUUGUACACAGGAUCGGACAAUAAUCACAUUAGGGUUUGGAAAAACCUAAACGAGUUUAGUGGGUUUAAAUCGAACAGUGGUUUGGUUAAAGCUAUAGUGAUUAGCCGAGAGGAGAAAGUGUUCACGGGUCAUCAAGAUGGUAAGAUCCGGGUUUGGAAAACCUCAUCCAAGAACCCGAGAGUGUACACACGCGCCGGGAGCUUACCGGCUUUGAAAGACGUUUUGAAGAGUUCAGUGAAGCCUAGCAACUACGUGGAGGUGAGACGACGUCGUACGGCGUUAUGGAUCAAACAUUCCGACGCCGUUUCGUGUUUAAGCUUAGUUGAAGAUCAAGGGCUGUUGUACUCAGCUUCAUGGGAUCGGACGGUCAAGGUUUGGCGUAUACAUGACUUGAAAUGCAUCGAGUCAAUCAAAGCUCACGACGACGCGGUCAACACAGUCGCGGCCGCGGAGAGCCUUGUGUUCACCGGCUCGGCAGAUGGUACGGUUAAGGUAUGGAAACGUGAGAUCAGAGGGAAGCGUACGGCUCACUCUCUGGUCCAGACUUUGCUAAAGCAAGAAUCAGCGAUCACGGCUUUGGUCGUAAACCACGUGGCUGUUUAUAGCGGUUCAAGCGACGGAGCUGUGAACUUCUGGGAGAUGGGAGAGAAGAGAAUCUUGAAACAUAGUGGUGUUUUCAAGAAACAUAGACUCGCUGUUCUCUGCCUCGCCGCGGCCGGGAAAUUAUUGUUUAGUGGUGCGGCGGAUAAGAAGAUAUGCGUGUGGAGACGAGAAGGAAAGGUUCACACGUGUGUCUCUGUGUUAACCGGACAUACCGGACCGGUUAAGUGUUUGGCGGUGGUGGAACCAACCGGAGGUGAAGAAGACGAAGAAGACGGAGGAGGAGAUGGGAGGUUGGUUGUGUAUAGUGGGAGUCUUGACAAAUCGGUCAAAGUUUGGAGGGUGCCACGUGAAUAAAUGUGGGAUUUUAUUCGGUUUUCUAAGAGAUUUGGUAUUGUGUUUGUAGGUAAAUAAGAACAAAAACCCAAGUCAAAUGAUGAAUUAUGAGGUUCGUAGAGUAGUAUAGGAUUCAUAUGAUAUUGUAUUGUAUUAUUAGUAAUAUUUAAUAUCUCUAUGCUACAUA